Daphnia carinata is the source of this 2047-nucleotide messenger RNA. Its product is annotated as mitogen-activated protein kinase kinase kinase 7-interacting protein 3 homolog. The record is from RefSeq and is a predicted model, not a curated record. Bases 346 to 1686 code for a protein of 446 amino acids. The transcript is spliced from 6 exons. NCBI's taxonomy places the organism in Eukaryota, Metazoa, Arthropoda, Branchiopoda, Diplostraca, Daphniidae.
UUAAGACCAAAACAUGGCCGUAUGGUAAAGGUGGGAAAACUGUGGGGCGGUCUGCGAGCGAUCCUGAAAUAAACACUGACGUGAGUUUUAUGGGAAUUUGAGAAGACCCAUUCUCCAAUUGUGAACCGUCUCCCUUUGGGAAUCGAAAGCUAUUUCUCGUUUUAAUUUCCAGCCAAACGUUUGCAAUAGGCAAACUAAUUGGUUUGCAAUUGGUUAUGGUUUGCUAAGUCGAUGUACGCUUGGAUAUUUCACGUCCUUCUACUAUUGUUUAUUCCCACCUACGCCUCGAACGUUAAUGAUGCCAGACGGUAGUGCUUUUGCAAGUUGAAUGGAUUGUUACCUGUAAUGGACCCCAUUGAACUCACACAAUUUGGGCUGAAACAACUAUUUUAUCAGGUAAAGCAAGGCUUUCCUGAGGUGCCUGAUUCUGUUGUCAAUGAUUGCAUCAGAAAGGCUUGUUACAACAGGCAAGCUGCAGAAGCCCUACUGCAGAGAGAGGCUCCUAAAUAUGGCAGGUUUCCCCUCGUCAAGAAAACAACUCAGGGAAAUCCCAAAAGUCUUUCGGCAGGAAAUUCACCCCUCGACGGUGGACCCAAAUCUCUCACUGACUGCGUGACACCUACCAAAGUUCCUCCAGCACUGCCAGUCACACCACCAGUGGCUGCAGCAGCAGCUGCAUCUUCCGGUCCUAGUCCACCGAUCUACAGCUCGCCACUUUAUCGGCCCGACAUUGAUUUGUCACUGCCUCCUCCAGACAUCUCCAGUGGUCGGGAGACAAAAGCGUCGUCUCAAGUGCAAGUCUUUUGCGAGCAGCCCAGAUCGUCGACGUCAGUCAACGUCAUCCUCCAACCGGCGGCCGACACUCUUCCCUACGUCACCUACUCGUCAGCCUCCACUGACCAUCACAGAGGAUUACACUCGCAGCUACAAAUUACAAUCAGUCCUCAAGGAGGAACAGUAUCGGCCGUUCAGCGAUCUAAUUUACAUUCUCCGUGGCAUUACGGUGCGAUGCCUGUACCUAACCCGGUGAACGGCCUCAGCCAGCAACAGUCGACCUCUUCGUUGAGCUUACCUGAUCAGGCAGAGCACAUCAAAGAGCAAUGCAAACGACGUGAAUCUUUGCGUCGCUCCUUGGAGGAGGACCGCCAACAGUUGAUCCUGUUGCGUCGCAAAGUCGAAAACCUUCAAGAAGAAUUGACGAAAGAAAAACAACUCCUCGACACGAGCGAGAGAAAUAACGUACCCCAACGAUUACCACCAGCGCCACCUAUUGCCCGGAUUCUGCCACAUUAUCCGCAUCAACUCCAGCGCCAACAAGCCGUGAUUGACUUGGAAAACUUGAAAGAUGAAAUGCGCAACUUGGAGGUGGAUUGCCAGCGGAUGUAUCAAGAGCUGGUCACGCGUAACAGCGAAAACCCUAAUCCAUCAACGACUCUGUCUACAGCAUCGACUGGCAGCCCAGCGUUCUUUAACGGAAUGCCGCUGCCAAUAGCCAGUUUGACGGAGGAGGAGGAUGAUGAAUCGGACGGCUGGAACUGCAGCCGUUGCACCUUCCAGAACCACCCGGCGUUGAGCAAGUGUGAGGAAUGCGAAUCGCCACGUCCCGUCUCCAGCCCGCCAUGCGCUCCUUCUUCGUCUAUGGUCACCUCUUCAACGCAAGGGACGAUCCAAGGGUGGGGUGUCUAAAAAGAAAACAACGAAUCGGAUUGGAUUUUAUCUUUGUUUCACGGCAUUUCUUUCUUUACAAAAAAAAAAUAAGAAUUAAAAAAAAAAAAAAAUUAAGUCUCGUCGGACGGCCGUGCGAUUCAUCAUCAGAAUCCCCCCUGAAGGAACCAACGGCCGUUUCUAAAAUAUUAUUAUUUUUUACUUCUCCUUCUGCUCAUUCGUUUCGAUAUUUCAUAUUCUGAAAAAAAAAUUUGCAGUGAAUGAAAGAUUCGUUCAUUGCAUAUCCUCUGUAUCAUCCCUCUCCUUUGAAUUCACGUGUGUACAUAUAUUAUAUACUUAUUGAUCAUUUGCAUACAUCUGCACAUCGUCCGUUAAAACAAAA